Molecule: messenger RNA, 752 nt
Organism: Panicum hallii
Lineage: Eukaryota; Viridiplantae; Streptophyta; Magnoliopsida; Poales; Poaceae
Product: skin secretory protein xP2-like
Exons: 1
Coding region: 40-552 (170 amino acids)
Source: RefSeq, a predicted model, not a curated record
GCCCUUCGGAAGAGCACAACCGGUGCAAGCUUGUACGCGAUGCAGGCGGACAAGGAGGAGACUGCGGCGGCGGCGGCGCACCCCGCGGCUGGCAAGCCGCCUAGCAUCUGCGACAGGCUCCAGAGGGCCUUCCACGCCCGGCCGGCGUUCCGGCCCCUCCGCCGCCUCACCGUCCGCCACGAGGACGGCGACGGCGGAGCUGCCAAGCCCGCCGGCGCCGGCGCCGGCGCCGCGCCUGGGGCUGCCCCUAAGCACAGCGGCCCGCCGGUGCCGGCCCCGCCGCAGCCACUCACGCCGUCGCCGGCUCCGGCUGGCGGCGCCCCCGCCCCCGCGGCCGCGGCGCCGCAGCCGGUUCCUGUGCACUUACCGGCCGUCGCGGAGAAGAAGGCGGCGGCCAGCGCGCCGCCGGGGCCGCCGGUGCCCGUGCCGCCGCCGGACGUCAAGGCGGGAAUGGUGACCGCGGAUGACGCGAAGGCUGGAGACAAAGCUCCGCAGACCAAGGGGAAGGCCAGGGUGGGCUCCAGGGUCCGCAAGGCGCUCUCGUCCAAGUAGGGACAUGGACAGCGUGCGAUCUACGAAGCAGACACCAUAUGCAGCGUGCGAUCAUAUAAGGCCGCUUUGGUGCUUGACUGCGCCUACGUGUGCUAAGCUUCCGGACGCUAGCAUUGCUGUUCUUGUAUGCAGGGUCCCAUUUACUGAUGGAUCAUGAUGGAUGUGCAUACGGUCGAACUAAAGCCAGUAAUUACUCUCUA